This is a messenger RNA of Pimephales promelas (fathead minnow), 4553 nucleotides long. Its product is annotated as leucine-rich repeat neuronal protein 1. Gene Ontology annotation, cellular component: plasma membrane. NCBI's taxonomy places the organism in Eukaryota, Metazoa, Chordata, Actinopteri, Cypriniformes, Leuciscidae. Gene Ontology annotation, molecular function: protein binding. The record is from RefSeq and is a predicted model, not a curated record.
GGGGCGCUUCAAAUACACUGUAAAAGAUGCAUAAGGGAGCGAUGCUGAUGCUGGUGAUGCGAGAAUAAUUUCAGGCAAGCUUUCGAACGGACCGAGAUGGUGAUGAUGGACUUCAUUUUUAGGUUCAAAUAAGCAAACGCAAAAUCAAUUCAACUGUCCAACCGUAGACGCGGUUAUUUGCUCAAAUUGCAACAUAAUAGAGAAAUUAUAGGUGAAAGUGAGACCCUGGAUCGGAUCUAUCCUGCGAUCGCUGGAGGGCUGGAUGAGAAAAUUCCUGCUUUCCAUUUCGCCGAAAUCUUCCCUCCAACUGUCAACUACCUACUGGGCACAGCACUCUAGAGAUGCUCAAUAUGGAGAGAAGUGCCAUUUCCACUUCACUGCUCACAGUCUGUUUUGUGUUGGCUGCGUGUCGCUGUUCCCUUGCGAUUCCCUUCUGCCCUGCCCAGUGUGUCUGCGAGACCCGCCCAUGGUACACGCCUCAGUCAGUCUACCAUCAAGCCAAGACUGUUGACUGCAACGAACUCCAUUUGAGCAGAAUCCCAUGGAAUAUUUCAAUUGAUACUCAGGUGUUGCUUCUUCAGAGCAACAAUAUCUCCAGGGUAACCUCUGAACUCCAGAGCUUGGUCAACCUCACGGAACUGGAUCUCUCCCAGAACCACUUCACACAAAUCCAAGACGUUGGCUUAAGUAACCUAACCCAACUGGUCACACUCUACCUUGAGGAAAACCAAAUUAAAGAGCUGCCUGAUAUGUGUAUAAAGGAUCUAGUCAGCUUAGAGGAGCUUUAUAUCAAUCACAAUCAGAUCUCUUCUAUUGGUCCUAAUGCCUUUUCAGGUUUGGGGAACCUGUUGAGGCUUCACCUUAACUCCAACAAGCUGGUGGCGAUAGACAGCCAUUGGUUUGAGUUCCUACCCAACCUUGAGAUCUUAAUGAUUGGGGAAAACCCAAUUCUUGGGCUGCAAGAUAUGAACUUCCACCCCCUCUCCAAGUUGCACAGUCUGGUCCUCGCGGGAAUGGGCCUCAGGGAAAUACCCGAGGGUGCCUUCCAGGGAUUAGAGUAUCUCGAGAGUCUCUCGUUCUUCGAUAACAAGCUCACGGCUGUGCCAAAGAAAGCCCUGCGUGUGCUACCGAGCCUCAAGUUUCUCGACCUCAACAAGAAUCCUAUCGUCCGUAUACAGGAAGGUGACUUCAGAGACUUUCCCCACUUAGAGGAACUCAGUUUGAACAACAUGGAAGAGCUUGUGGCGGUUGAGAGGGGCGCGUUCUCAAACUUACCACAAAUGGCCAAACUGGAGCUCUACAACAACCCUCACCUGUUCUUUAUAGAUCGAGCCGCUUUCCUAAAAAUGCGCGCCUUGCGCACCUUACUGAUCCACAAUAAUGACCUCACGCUUUUGCCCCAUGAGAUUGUAUCCGCUUUCCCCAGUCUGGAUGAAAUCAGUCUUCAUAGCAACCCACUCAGGUGUGAUUGUCUCGCCAAUUGGGGGCCCAUCCUGGGCAACCAAUCGAGCCUCAAACUUCUGGAGCCCCAAAUAACUCUUUGUGCAUCCCCACCUCAUCUUGUCGGCCAAUCCCUUCAGGAAGUGGUGUCUGCAAGUUGGAAUGGGGUAAGCAAUACCUGCCUGCCUCUGAUUUCCCAGUAUGCCUUCCCUCCGCUCCUCAAUGUCACCUUAGGACAGCUUCUAACACUCAACUGCUGGGCCGUGGCAGAUCCAGCGCCUCAGUUUUACUGGGUGACACCCACCGGUGACAAAGUCACUUCUGAAGCUGUUUCCCCAUCUUCAAAUGAAGGAGGAGGAAUGACGAAGAAGAAGCACCGGAUGCAAGAACAAGGAGCUCUAGAGAUCCCACACGUCGAACCCGAGGAUUCUGGUCUCUAUACAUGUGUUGCGUGGAAUGCAGAGGGAGCCGACACCAGGAGCGUCUCUGUGUACGUGGAUAGGAGCAACUGGCAUGGCGGACGCUCUAUUGGAGGUCAUCACGGGGUGUUGAAUACCACCGGAUCCUUGGUAAUCCUGGCAAAAAUUGUCCAUGCCCAGUCUGUGGUGCUCGAAUGGAAGGUGCACCCAUUUGCCGUCUCUUCCAACCAUGAGGUGGCACAACCCAAGUGGCUCAGCGCUACCGUAAAGAUUGACAACCCGCAGAUCAGCUACACUGCAAUGGUCCCCGUAGAUGUCCAAGAGUACAACCUCACACACCUCCUACCUUCCACCGAGUACCGGGUUUGCCUGACCAUGGCCGGCAGCGAGCAGACCCAGCACUCUUGUGUCAACGUGACCACUAAAGAAGCCAGCUUCGCUGUGGAGAUGGUUGCCCAGCCGGCCAAUGUGGCCCUGGCAGCCGUCAUGGGCUCGAUGUUCGCCAUCUGCAUCAUGGCCCUGUUGGUGUUCUACAUGGGACGGCGCAUGAAGCAGAAAUCUUGUCAUCACUCUCUUAAGAAAUACAUGCAGCACACCACCUCCAUUCCCCUCAACGAACUCUACCCGCCGCUUAUUAACCUCUGGGAGAAUGAGACGGAAAAAGAGAAAGAGGGUGCUGCUGACCCUCAAAACUCACAGAUAGACACUUCAAAAACGUACAUGUGGUAGCUGCACAACAGAGACGUUUUAAACAGUACACGUGCUGUUUUGUACAUAAAUGACAAGUAUGUGUUGUCAUUGUGAAAAAUAUCUGUAUUUUUAGAUUGUACCCUUCAAUGCCAAGCACACUUGGUUGCAGUUGUGAUUUGUUAGACGACCAACAGACGUGGGCAGCGAAACACAUUUUAUGCUUUUGCGUUGAGACUGAUUCCACGUUAAGCAUGCCAAUGUGUUAAUAAUUCAUAUCAUUUAUUCAUUCUAUAUCAGCACGACAAUACACAAACGCAGAUCAACACUACUUAUAUCGCUUCACACAUAUCAAAUGCGUUCACAUGACAUCAGAUUCUGGAGUUUUUGCAUGAAAUUUUGCAUGAUAUUUUGGUGCUAACAGGGUGAGUCCUUUAGUUCUCUCACUUCUAAAAAUACACCGGCGUGAGAAGGUGACAUACACGUUGCUCUCAUUGGUCUUCAACUCGUCGCUUUUUAUCACCUGCGUUGUGAUGAAAAUAAAACCUGCCAGGUGCUACGAAGUUGCAAACUAAUUAACUGUCAUAUGUAAUUAAUAUCUGGGACACAACUGCGCAGCUGUGCUUAUUUAUUCUUGCAUUGUUAAAUAACUAUUUAUUGAAGAGUGUGUGGAAAUGGCUGUGUUUAUUAGCACUGCCUGAAAAUGUAUUUCAAAAAAUCAUUAGCUUAUAACAAUUAUGUGGUUCAAAUGCGUGACAUUUACUAGCAGACAUUCACCUUCGUUAAAAAUGAUGGGGCCAUUCUGUGCUUUGCACCUCAUCAUGGACUUUGAUGUUUUGAUUACUGAGAGAUUGCUUCAGUUCUCAGUUAAAUAUGUUGCCAAACUCAAUAUUAACACAAUUCAGUCUUAGUGUGGUGUAUUAGGUAUCAAGUGAGUGUGGAGAAUGGGAACUGAAUUGAAUGAAAAUUGAAAACAAAUCAAUUUUGUUGUUUUUUUUUUCUCCUCGCAUAGAUUAACUAACCUUUAAAUUGCACAUGCCACCCUUAAAACAAUAUUAAUUUUGUCUAAAGGUGUUUAAAACUGAGAACUGUCGAUCAAUACAAUACAAAUGUUAUGCAAGACACAUGCUCAUGUAUCUUUGUUCUGUUUUGUAUAAGCAAAUCAAAUUUUGCAAAAGGUGCACUCAAUAAUUUACCUUAAUUAAGAAUGAUAUAACCCUAAAAAAUUAUAAAAUUUUUUUUUUGUUUUACCGUAGAGAGGAAUCCAGUGAUAUCUAAUCCAAUAAAAGCUUUAACAUGGACGAUUUUCUAUAAAGGCAUUUCAAACCGGAAACUUUAGCUUUAGCAUGACACUGCAUUCACAUUGCUAAUUUUCAGUGUACUGUAUGUCCAAGAAGACUCAGUGCAACAUAAAAAAUGAUGUUAUGAAUUAUUUGAAUGGAUGUCAGGGUAUAUAUAGCUCUGAAGGAGAGUGAGGAAAAUAUACUAUCUUUUUAACAUCUGUUUUCUUGCUCAGUUUUUGAGCUAAUUGUUAUUUUUUUGUAUUUUAUGCUGAAUUUUUUAUUUUACUUUAUUAUUUGUGGGGAUAGAAAACGCACUCAAGUGCAUCCAACUUCUAGAAUUGACAUGUUUGCAGUCAGUUCUAAUAUGAAAUGUAUUUCAUACACAUGUCACAUGAUUUUACGGUGUUCUUUCAUCACUGACUGUAAAUCACAUUGUGUGUUAUUACUGGAAGAAGAGCAGAGAAAAUGUCACCUCAGAUUAAGCAUUAAAUGUUUCAUUGCAGCUCUGCCCUCUAGUGGUGGAGGACACUAAUGACGUCUUACACGAUUUGCUGUAUCUCAGUGAAUAGCAGGGUAUUUUGUAAUAGAGGAAAAAUAUUGUUAUAUUUCAAAGUCAAAAAUAAUGGUUUACACUGUUAAGACGUGUUGUGACGUCCAUGCGCUUUAGUUCAGGAGAAAUGAUUGUCUGAAGAAACAUUUGAGAGAAAUAAACACAAUAUCACUA